Messenger RNA from Scedosporium apiospermum, 825 nucleotides. RefSeq lists its product as uncharacterized. The transcript has 3 exons. Gene Ontology annotation, molecular function: fatty acyl-CoA hydrolase activity. The record is from RefSeq and is a predicted model, not a curated record. Bases 1 to 825 code for a protein of 274 amino acids. Lineage: Eukaryota; Fungi; Ascomycota; Sordariomycetes; Microascales; Microascaceae.
AUGCGAAGAAGCUUGUCAAAAUUCAAUGAUGCGCCCCAGAAGCUACGCUCCAAGUCGCUACACAAGAUUCACUUCCAAGCCGAGCCGAUAAUGACGCACGGAUCAACGCGUGCUUUGCACGACUGCAUUUGUACCGAGGCACAGCAACGCCAGACCUGGCAGCUCGGCUCGGGACCCCGCGUUGGCUUUAGGGAGGUUAUCGCCUUAAUGGGUUAUCUCAACGGCUUUCCCCAGAUUUUCUGGGAGCCUGGAACAGCUCCUGCGGAGAUUGGGGUACUUCUCCCAAACAACAUCUUUGAAAUGUCUGGCGAACAGAGUCCCCACAUCGACAUCCUCGACGAUGGAGAGGCACAGAUAAUAGCAACACUCACCCCCCGGGAUCCCACCGCGGACCAAGACAACCCCUUUGCCAAUGACUGGACGACCGACCUCCUUCCCCACAUAACCUACCUCUCCUCCUCCCUCCACCCAACACCAACCUCCACCUUCCUCUACACCGUCCAACCCAGCCACUGUAACGGCCUCCGCAACCUCCACGGCGGCUGCACCGCCUCCCUUUUUGACCUCCUCACUACCAUGCCAAUCCACCUCGUUAAGAACCCGCCCACCUGGCGCAUCCCGGGCGUCUCCCGCACCCUCAACGUCACCUACCUCCGCCCCGUGCCGUCCGGCACCACGGUCAGGAUCGUCUGCGAGGUCGUCCACGUCGGGAGGAGGAUGGCUACUGUUAAGGGGACGAUGAUGAGGGAGAGCGAUGGGGCUGUUUUGGCGAUUUGUGAGCAUGGGAAGGCGAGUAUUGAUCCGGGGGCGAGCAGCAAGGCGUAG